Messenger RNA from Glossina fuscipes, 1566 nucleotides. Its product is annotated as ankyrin repeat and MYND domain-containing protein 2. Gene Ontology annotation, molecular function: protein binding. Lineage: Eukaryota; Metazoa; Arthropoda; Insecta; Diptera; Glossinidae. Bases 123 to 1331 code for a protein of 402 amino acids. The transcript has 2 exons. The record is from RefSeq and is a predicted model, not a curated record.
UGAAAUUUCUGGUACAGAAGAUAAAAUACCUCAAUUAGUUUGUCUCUAGAAUUUUUGUGCGUAAAAAGUUGUUAAACAAAAAAGUAAUAUUUCAAACGAAAAAUCAUUAAAAAGGAAGAAUCAUGGCCACUGAUAAUAGCAAUCAAUUAAAUGAUUUACAAAUGCAGAUCUUUGAUAAAAUAGCGAAAAACGAUAAGGAUGGUUUUAAGCAGCUGAUAGGCCAACUUAAGGGAGGUGUGAAUUUUGUCGAUGAAAACGGCAUGACUCCCCUACAACAUGCCUGCUGCAAAGGCAAUAAGGAAACUGUACAAAUAUUAUUAGACAUGGGAGCUGAUAUUAAUUUCAAUCAGCAUGGAGCUAAUUACACGCCAUUACAUUUUGCAGCUUUAUCAGGCAACACAGAAAUCUGUCGUAUGCUUCUAGAUGCUGGCAUUAAUCCCAACAGCGUUAACAGUGUAUCGCGUACCGCAUCUCAGAUGGCGGCAUUUGUGGGUAAUCAUGCUUGCGUGGAAACGAUAAAUAAUUAUGUUUCCAAAAGUCUACUAGAAUAUUAUACACAACCGCAAGGUCUGCAAAAGGAACCUCUUCUAUCACCUACUGUUUUGGAUGCUUUCCACAAGUUUGUCGUAGAAGUUAAUCUGCAUCCCGUCCGUAUUGUUUUGAAUUUACAAACAUUGGGUUUGUUAAAAUAUCUACCGGGCUUGCGCAAAUCAUUGGAAUUAAUGUGUGAAAAGGAAAUGAAAAAACCGAGCGACGUUAAUGAGUUAAUGGCAUUUAAAUUUCAUUACCUGCAUUGGAUUGUUUCAGAGUUGAUGCGUUGUGAGGAGCAGUGUAAAGCGCAACGCAAGGAUAAACCUAAUAUGAAUUCGGAAGAGUUGGUUAAACAUGAUUUUGUGGAAAUGUUUGUUAAACGCGUUCUUAAAGAGAACAAGCAAGGCCAACUUGAUUAUGUAGAAUUUACAAUACGAGAUUGUGUACGCGAAUUUCCCUUCCGGGAAUGUACUAUAUUCCGUCAGGUGAUAUCAAAGUUGGCAGUCAAAGAUUCCGCUUCUGCUCUCAGUGUUUUACACACAGCUAUUAAUGGUCAACGAGGAUUUAACGAUGACAUAUCCUAUUGUAAUGCGUGCGGCAAUGAGAAGCCGGACAAGAAAUGCUCCAAAUGUAAAGCUGUGCAAUAUUGCGAUCGUGAGUGUCAACGCUUGCACUGGUUUAUGCAUAAAAAAUCUUGCAAUCGCCCAACAUCAAGCGCUGGAAAUGCCAACGCGGCUAUUCGAAAACCUAUAGACACUAAUGAAUUACGUGAAGAGUUGUCUCGCAUAACUGCUAGUUAAAAACCUGGCGAAAGAGUCUUCUUUUCAUUUAAUAAAAAGCUCUUUAUGUUUAUCAUAAAGCAGACCACGCUAGUUUGGAAACCCGCCCCCUCUUAUUGCAUAUGCCAUAUACAAUACUUCAUUUUCGUAAGAAUAGUUAUGUAAUUAAGUUUCAAAGGUCAUUAGGUCUAUUUUGAAAAUUUAAUUCUUUCCAGUCUUUACUUGAAUUUGAAUAAUAUAAUACGAUAUCAUUUUU